GCAAUGGCCGUCCGUUGAAGCGUUAUCCCGCAGCGGGCAACCACGGUCACGCACGCGAAAUCCGCCGGCCGGAGAGCGCGAGCGCAGGCAAACCUUGCUGUCGACUGUCGUGCGCCUCCUUGCCGAGACUCCAAUGCCCCUGCCGCACCUGCUCCCGCGGCUUUCCCACACGCCGCCUCCACUUCGCGCCGGGGACAGGGGUAACGCCGCCCUGCUGUCUCCGGGGGGAAGAAGAAGAAGAAGAAGGCCGGCGCUUCUCGCCGUCGUCCGGGCCAAGAGAAAGGAUGAGGCAAGCUUCGCCGACCGCAUCCUCGACUACAUCGAGGGGGGGCCAAAGUUAAGAAGAUGGUAUGGAGCACCCGAUUUGCUUCCCAAGGAUGGGGAUGGGGGUGCCGAGGAUGAGGAGGAUGAGUCUCAAGUAGAUAUUGAGGAGCCUCGGGACGCUGUGCUAGUCACUAAUGGCGACAGUGAGAUUGGACAGAUGGUGAUAUUGGCACUAAUUCUGAAAAGGGCUAGAACAAAAGCACUUGUUAAGGAUAAACGAACCACCGAAGAAGCCUUUGGAACUUAUGUGGAGUGCAUGGUUGGCGAUAUGGAAGACAAGUCCUUCACAAAGAAAGCAUUAAGGGGCGUUCGUGCUAUAAUUUGUCCAGCUGAUGAUGGUUUCUUCUCUGAACCAACCGACCUCAAGGGUGUUCAACACAUUGUUCUGCUAUCACAGCUGGCUGUCUACAGAAAUAGUGGUGGUUUGCAAGCUAUUAUGAACAGCAAGCUGAAGAAGCUAGCAGAGAGGGAUGAAGAAGUGGUUCUUGCAUCUGGCAUCCCAUGUACAAUAAUCAGAACUGGUUCUCUGCAAAGCACCCCUGGUGGUGAGAGAGGUUUCGAUUUUACUGAGGGCAUAGCAACCAAGGGAAGAAUAAGCAAAGAGGAUGCUGCUACCAUAUGUGUGGAAGCUCUGGAUAGCAUUCCCCGAAAGACACUCAUUUUUGAGGUUGCAAAUGGUGAUGAGAAGGUGAGAGACUGGAAUGCAUGGUUUGCAGAGCAGAUCAAAAGAGAAGAAGAGAUACAGUAAAAAGAACAAAUUGGAAGUGGUUUUCGUUUGAUAGAGUGUCAGACCGAAAGGAAAAUAGAAAAGAGGGAAAAAAAAGGAAGGUGGGAUUUUAAAGAUUAAAAGGAAAAGAGCUGAAGUUUACUUUUGAAACUCUGGCCUGGCUGCCAAUUGAAUCAUACUAGUAUAUCUGAUGAAGAAAUAAAAGUGCGUGGAGAAGUGGAGGCACGUCUACCUCAGCCUCCAAGGAGGCUACGAACUCUGGGCUCUUCAGUUGGACUGAAGCUUUGAUCCUCUAUUGUUUAUCAAUUCAUUAUCUUUGUACUAUGAAACUGCAGUUCAAACUGUGUUACAAUUUCACCAAAGUCUUUAAUCGUCCACGAGAAUUUCUGUAUA
Molecule: messenger RNA, 1444 nt
Organism: Sorghum bicolor (sorghum)
Lineage: Eukaryota; Viridiplantae; Streptophyta; Magnoliopsida; Poales; Poaceae
Exons: 9
Coding region: 134-1072 (312 amino acids)
Cellular component (GO): chloroplast
Source: RefSeq, a predicted model, not a curated record